Messenger RNA from Camellia sinensis, 791 nucleotides. Its product is annotated as proteasome subunit beta type-2-B. Gene Ontology annotation, cellular component: proteasome core complex. Gene Ontology annotation, biological process: proteasomal protein catabolic process. The record is from RefSeq and is a predicted model, not a curated record. NCBI's taxonomy places the organism in Eukaryota, Viridiplantae, Streptophyta, Magnoliopsida, Ericales, Theaceae.
GGAGAAAUGGAGUGCGUGUUCGGACUGGUAGGGAAGGGUUUCGCUUUGGUAGUGGCCGAUACUUCGGCCGUGAACAGCAUAUUGGUUCACAAAUCCAAUGAAGACAAGAUCAUGAUCCUCGAUUCUCACAAGCUCAUGGGAGCUAGUGGCGAAGCCGGCGACAGAGCUCAAUUUACGGAGUAUAUACAGAAGAACGUGGCGUUGUAUCAGUUCCGCAACGGCAUUCCAUUGACAACUGCUGCUGCUGCCAAUUUCACCCGAGGCGAACUCGCCACUGCCUUGCGAAAGAGCCCAUAUAUGGUGAAUAUUAUUUUGGCUGGCUACGACAAGGAGACAGGCCCUUCCCUAUACUACAUCGAUUAUAUUGCUUCCCUUCACAAGGUUGACAAGGCAGCAUUUGGUUAUGGGUCCUAUUUUUCACUUUCUAUGAUGGACAGACACUACCACAGCAACAUGACAUUGGAAGAAGCUGUUGAUCUGGUCGACAAGUGCAUAAUGGAGAUUCGGUCUAGGCUGGUUGUGGCCCCGCCAAAUUUCGUCAUCAAAAUUGUUGACCAGGAUGGAGCUAGGGAGUAUGCGUGGCGCGAAUCUAUUAAGGACGCUGCUCACAUUUCUACAGCUUGAUAUGUUUCGGGUUUGCAAGACUAGCCUCUCUUUCUUUUCUUUUUUUUUAAUGACUUUUCAAGUUGAUGGACCGACAUGGAAGCUUACAAUUGUGGACCUAUUUUCAAAAAUUUGAAGUGUUCUUGCUCAAUUUGGUGAUAUGUUAUUAUCAUUGUACUUUGGAAAAA